AUGUCGCUCGCUCUCGCGUCGCCGGUCGUCGCGCCGCGAUGGCGAUGCUCCCCCUCCCCCGCGCGUCGCCACCGCGCGAUGCGAACGGCGCCGUCGUCCUCGUCCGUCGCGCGCGCGGCGACGGACGAGGAAACGGCCGCGGCGUCGACGACGGCGCCGUCGCUUCCGCCGUCGCCCGCGGACGUCGACCUCGCCGGCCUGAAGAAAGAGACGCGGCGGCGCGUGGAGCGCGAGGUGAAGAAAGUAGGGAAGGCGACGACGAAGCUGCGCGUCGCGAGAGAGACCGUGGACGCGCUCGUGGCGAACGCGGACGCGACGGAGGCGGAGCUGGAGUCGUGCCCGGACGUGGACGCGAUCGAGAGAGAGCUGUCCGCGUGCAAGCGAACCCUCGCGGACCUCAACGCGCUGAACGACGUCCUCGAGACGUGCAAGAGCGUGUCGUCGCCGAACUUCGCGGACGACGCGUACGCGCGCGCGGCGGCCCUGGGCGUGCGCGACGCCCCGCCGCCGCGGCCGCCGCGGCCGCCGAAGAAACAGAAGAAGAAGCAGGAGAACGCGGGACCGCGGAAACCGUACUGGACGUUCGUGUCCCUCGACGGGAUCGACAUCCGCGUCGGUCGCACGUCCUCGGACAACGACGAGGUGUCCACGUCGCCGGAGUGCAGAGACCCGCGGGACUGGUGGAUGCACGCGGCCGGGUGCCCGGGCUCGCACGUCGUCAUACGACACACGAGCGAGUACGACGCGUUGCCGAGAGAGACCGUCGUGGACGCCGCGACGCUCGCGGCGGCGAACAGCAAGUCGACCAAGACGGGCAAGGCGCCCGUGUCGCUCGUGCGCGCGCGGCAGGUGAGUAAGCCCGCGGGCGCGAAGGCAGGGCUCGUGCGGUUGAGCGGAGAGGUGAGGACGGUCGUCGUGAACUUGAAGGACGAGGCCGCGCGAUUAGAGCGUCUCGCGGGGACGAAGAAGUAG
This is a messenger RNA of Micromonas pusilla CCMP1545, 972 nucleotides long. RefSeq lists its product as uncharacterized. Gene Ontology annotation, molecular function: ribosomal large subunit binding; tRNA binding. The record is from RefSeq and is a predicted model, not a curated record. Gene Ontology annotation, cellular component: RQC complex. The transcript has a single exon. Bases 1 to 972 code for a protein of 323 amino acids. Lineage: Eukaryota; Viridiplantae; Chlorophyta; Mamiellophyceae; Mamiellales; Mamiellaceae. Gene Ontology annotation, biological process: rescue of stalled cytosolic ribosome; ribosome-associated ubiquitin-dependent protein catabolic process.